AUGACCAAGGACGGUCUGCGCAAGCCCAACUACUACGGGUCGCUGACGCACGCGGCGACGUGCCGCGUGGGCAACUACCAGGGCGAGGAGGUGCACGUCCCCUUCUCCUCCCUGCUGCCCAUGGUGCACCCCAACGACAUCGUGGUCGGGGGCUGGGACAUCUCCAGCCUGAACCUGGCGGACGCCAUGGAGCGCGCGCGUGUGCUGGACUUUGAGCUGCAGAAGCAGCUGGUGCCCUACAUGCGCGGCACCGUGCCCCUGCCCGGCAUCUACGACCCCGACUUCAUCGCGGCCAACCAGGUCGGCCGCGCCGACAACCUGAUCAAGGGCAGCCGCGCGGAGCAGGUGGCGGCCGUGCGCGGGCACAUCCGCGACUUCCGCGCAGCACACUCGCUGGACUCGGUGGUGGUGCUUUGGACCGCCAACACCGAGCGCUAUGCGGAGGUGCUGGAGGGCCUGAACGACACGGCGGCCAACCUGCUGGCCGCGGUGGAGCGGGACGAGGCCGAGAUCGCGCCCUCCACCCUCUACGCGCUGGCCUGCGUGCAGGAGGGCGUGCCCUUCGUCAACGGCUCGCCCCAGAACACCUUUGUCCCCGGGCUGAUCGAGCUGGCCACAGAGGCGGGGGUCCUCAUCGGCGGCGACGACUUCAAGUCGGGGCAGACCAAGAUGAAGAGCGUGCUGGUGGACUACCUGGUGGGCGCGGGGAUCAAGCCGGUCAGCAUCGUGUCGUACAACCACCUGGGCAACAACGACGGCAUGAACCUGUCUGCCCCCGCCACCUUCCGCUCCAAGGAGAUCUCCAAGUCCAACGUCGUGGACGACAUGGUGCUGUCCAACGAGCUACUCUACGCCCCGGGGGAGCACCCGGACCAUGUGGUGGUCAUCAAGUACGUGCCCUACGUCGCCGACUCCAAGCGCGCACUGGACGAGUACGUGUCGGAGAUCUUCAUGGGCGGGCGCAACACCAUCGCCAUGCACAACACGUGCGAGGACAGCCUCCUGGCCGCGCCCAUCAUCCUGGACCUGGUCAUCCUGGCCGAGCUGCUGACGCGCAUCCGGCUGGCGCGCGAUGGCGAGGAGCUGGCGGGCCUGCACCCCGUGGCCGUGCUGCUGUCCUACCUGACAAAGGCGCCGCUGGUGCCGCAGGGCACGCCCGUGGUCAACGCGCUGGCCAAGCAGCGCGCCAUGCUGGAGAACGUCUUCCGCGCCUGUGUCGGCCUGGCCCCGGAGAACAACAUGAUGCUGGAGUUCAAGGCCUGA
Molecule: messenger RNA, 1263 nt
Organism: Auxenochlorella protothecoides
Lineage: Eukaryota; Viridiplantae; Chlorophyta; Trebouxiophyceae; Chlorellales; Chlorellaceae
Product: Inositol-3-phosphate synthase
Exons: 1
Coding region: 1-1263 (420 amino acids)
Biological process (GO): inositol biosynthetic process; phospholipid biosynthetic process
Cellular component (GO): cytoplasm
Molecular function (GO): inositol-3-phosphate synthase activity
Source: RefSeq, a predicted model, not a curated record